Messenger RNA from Nerophis lumbriciformis (worm pipefish), 417 nucleotides. The record is from RefSeq and is a predicted model, not a curated record. NCBI's taxonomy places the organism in Eukaryota, Metazoa, Chordata, Actinopteri, Syngnathiformes, Syngnathidae.
AUGCAGCUAUGCAAAGUGUGCAGCGAGCAGACACCAAAAUACAAAUGUCCAGCCUGCGAAAUAAGAUAUUGCUCUCUUCCCUGUUACAAGCGGCAUAAAGAUUUGUGCCUUCCUGUUGAGAAGCUUCCACCCAAUGCAGCAAAGGAUGCAGUCUGUACUGUUGCAGACACAUGGAGCAUUGAGGAUCUUCUGCACAAAGAGGACAUUGCCGAUGUUGUACCUCUAGAGAACCUUCAGUUAUUGGGUCAGUCAAAAGAACUUAAAGAUCUUCUUUGUAAUCCUCACCUGAGGGAGCUAUUAAGGGCCAUUGACAGUGCAAACAACAAGGAAGAAGCAAUGAAGGCAGCUAUGCAGGAGCCUUUAUUUGUAGAGUUUUCGGAUCAAUGUUUGAAGGUUGUAGAAAAAGAAGAUCCGUGA